GGACACAGAAAUGGGACCAUUGUCCAGAGCUUAAAAUUUGAGCUUUUUCGUGGAAGACAGGAUCCGAGCCUAACGCUUCUCACUCUUUCUCUCACUUUCUCCCUUCACUCUUUCUUUCUUUCUUUUCUAUCUCAACUAUACCCUAAGGUUUCAUGGAAAUGGAAGAUCAUCAUCAUCACCAUCAUAACCAUAACCAUAACCAUCACCAUCAACAACAACAACAGCAACAGCUGCAGCAGUAUGGCAUGACCGAUCUCAGGCAACUCGUGAACGAACCAAGGUCAUCGACGGCGACCCAUUUCCCCCCCGUACAAGCACAACCUACGGCUGAGGUUUUUUCCGGUCAUCGGAAUCUGACGACGUUGGCCACUUCCCACCAUCAACACCAACACUACGAGAUGAUGAUGAUGUUUGGUCGUGACAUAAUGCCACGUGGCCUUCACGACUUUGCCUCCACCGAUUCUGCUGCUGCUGCUAACAUCACUAGUGCUUCAACUCCAUCCCUUAGUGGCUUAGAGGCUGAGACCGCAGGCUGCAUCGGUGGAGACGCAUCCACCGGAAGAUGGCCCAGACAAGAGACUCUUACUCUUCUUGAAAUCAGAUCUAAGCUUGACCCUAAAUUCAAAGAGGCUAAUCAAAAGGGACCCUUAUGGGAUGAAGUUUCUAGGAUCAUGUCUGAAGAGCAUGGAUAUCAAAGGAGUGGGAAAAAGUGCAGAGAGAAGUUUGAGAACCUGUACAAAUAUUACAAGAAGACAAAAGAAGGUAAAGCUGGAAGACAUGAUGGGAAGCAUUAUAGAUUCUUUCGUCAACUUGAAGCCUUAUAUGGAGAAAACAGUAAUCAAACCUCAGUUCCAGAAACCAAUAAUCUUGUUACCAACCUUCAUUUCCAAACAAAUCAAGAGAAGUUUCAGUCUCAAAAGCAUUGUGAUAGCCUAAGCCUCACUAACUCCACUGAGUUUGGAACAUCUUCAUCUGAUGAUGACAAUGACCAAAGCAUUCAUGAGGGGCUCAUGGAGAAUCAUGAUGACUCCAUGGAGAAGAGGAAAAAGAAAAAGAAUGGGAAGAGUUGGAAGGUAAAGAUAAAAAAUUUCAUUGACUCUCAAAUGAGGAAGCUGGUGGAGAAGCAAGAGGAAUGGUUGGAUAAACUUGUGAAGACACUUGAAGAGAAGGAAAAGGAGAGGAUGUUAAGAGAAGAAGAGUGGAGGAAACAAGAGGCAACAAGGUUAGAGAGGGAGCACAAGUUUUGGGCUAAAGAAAGAGCAUGGAUUGAAGCCAGAGAUGCUGCUUUAAUGGAGGCUUUGCAAAAUUUAACAGGAAGAGAAUUAAAAGCUGAAGAAGCUCCUGAGAGUGUAAUGAUAGCUGAAAUUCGAAACCAAAGCGAAAACCAGAAUGAAGAUGGAAGUGAAAUCUUGAAUAGCACUAUCAGAGGUAGUGAUAUUAGCUGGUCAGAAUCUGAGAUUACAAGGCUUCAACAGUUGAAAGCUGAGAUGGAGACAAGGUUUCCACAAAGUGAAUGUUCAGAAGAAAUUGCAUGGGAGGAAGUAGCAAACAAAAUGGCUUGCUUUGGUUACAAAAGAACUGCUUUAAUGUACAAAGAGAAAUGGGAAAGUAUUAGCAACUAUCAAAGGGAUGCAAAGGAAGGUAACAAGAAGAGAAAGGAAAAUUCAAGAAAUUGUUUUUACUUCAAGAACAAUGAUAUUCAAUCUUCUCUAUACAAUCAAGGAAGUAGCUAUGGUGAUAUCAAUGAUCGGCUACUAACACAUGAUGGUUCUUCACCUUCAAAUUCCAAUGUUGGAAAUGUUGCUGCUGUGGCUGAAAGUUGCUUCCCCUUCUUGAUGAGUACUGAGGAAGGGAAUUUGUGGGAGAACUAUGGCUUAAAGCUCAAUAAAGCAAACCAAAACCAUUGAGUGAAAGAUGGUUGAUAUUUAAGAAGCACACAGAAAUUUGACAGUCUUUUAUCUGAGAUGGUUUCACAUUAUGUAAGCAAAGAGCUAACUGAGGGUUUAUGUAUAGAGAUUGAUGAUGACUAGGUGGUCAAUUGUAAUAUUUUUAUGGGCAUUUUGGAGAAAAAAUAAUGGGUUUAAUUUACAUUAGUGAGGGGAAUGAUGUGGCAAAGUUCACUUGCUAACUUGUUGGAAUAUGACAUCAACUCAGGUGAGUUUCUUUUCUUUCUUUUAUGCAUGCAAAAUGGAAUUAAAAAUUGUAGUACUUCGUAUGUUCCACCUUCAGUGAUGUUUAUAUCAGUUGGUCACUGUUUUUCUCCCUCAUGCUUCUUUUUGUGUAAUUUUGGGUUAAGCAGCGCAGGUUUUUGGUGUUUGUGUACCGAAGGUUGUGUAAUUUAAGGUAGCAAUUUCUUUUCCUUUUUUAUUUGGUACAUAUUUUUAUAGUCAUGGAGAUUGAUGUGCUUCA
This is a messenger RNA of Gastrolobium bilobum, 2409 nucleotides long. RefSeq names its product trihelix transcription factor PTL-like. Bases 153 to 1907 code for a protein of 584 amino acids. The transcript is spliced from 2 exons. NCBI's taxonomy places the organism in Eukaryota, Viridiplantae, Streptophyta, Magnoliopsida, Fabales, Fabaceae. The record is from RefSeq and is a predicted model, not a curated record.